Sporothrix brasiliensis 5110 is the source of this 2106-nucleotide messenger RNA. Its product is annotated as glycerol-3-phosphate dehydrogenase. The transcript has a single exon. Gene Ontology annotation, biological process: glycerol-3-phosphate metabolic process. Gene Ontology annotation, cellular component: mitochondrion; glycerol-3-phosphate dehydrogenase (FAD) complex. Bases 1 to 2106 code for a protein of 701 amino acids. Lineage: Eukaryota; Fungi; Ascomycota; Sordariomycetes; Ophiostomatales; Ophiostomataceae. The record is from RefSeq and is a predicted model, not a curated record. Gene Ontology annotation, molecular function: glycerol-3-phosphate dehydrogenase (quinone) activity.
AUGGCGUGGCGCCUCCCCCGCGUCCGGCGGCCACUGCUCGUCUCGGCCGCCGCUGUCGGUGCCGUCGUCACUGGCGGUACUCUAGUCUAUGCCACCACCAAGAGCCGCGGUGCACCGCGUGUCGCCAUGCCCAUCGUCCCCGUCCAGCGUGAUGCCCGCGGCAACAUCCAGCCGCCUUCCUUCCGGUCCGCCAAGUCCCGUGCCGAGCAGAUUGCCGACCUGCGCGCAUCACAACCUCAGCCCACCGACCCAUCACUACCACAUUCUUCUGAUUCUGCCUCCUCCUCCUCUUCACGGUCCGAAUACGAUCUCUUGAUUAUCGGUGGCGGCGCCACCGGUACCGGCAUUGCCCUCGACGCUGCCACUCGUGGCCUCAAGGUCGCCCUUGUCGAACGCGAUGACUUCUCGGCCGGCACGAGCUCCAAGAGCACCAAGCUCGUCCACGGCGGUGUGCGGUACCUCGAAAAGGCCGUCUGGAACCUCGACUACGGCCAGCUGGAGCUGGUCAUUGAGGCCCUCGGCGAGCGCAAGACGUUCCUCGAGAUUGCACCGCAUCUGUCCAGCCAGCUGCCCAUCCUUCUGCCCCUGCAGCACUGGUGGCAGGUGCCCUACUUCUGGGCUGGCACCAAGGCCUACGACCUGCUGAGCGGCUCCCAGGGCCUGGACGGCUCGUACUGGAUCAGCAAGUCCAAGGCCUUGCAAAAGUUUCCCCUGCUCAACGCCGGCCAUAUUGUCGGCGGCCUGGUCUACUACGACGGCCAGCAAAACGAUGCCCGCACCAACGUGUCCCUGGCCCUGACGGCCAUGCUCUACGGUGCCACCGUCGUCAACCACGUCGAGGUAACCAGCCUCGAGAAGGAUGCCUCCGGCCGUAUCAUUGGCGCGCGCGUUCGUGAUAUCCUGGACGACAGCAACUCAGACGACGCUUCCUUCUCGAUCCGCGCCAAAGGUGUCAUCAACGCCACCGGCCCCUUCUCCGACGGCAUUGAGCACAUGGACAACCCCACGAAGCCCGAGAUGAUCUCGCCGUCGUCCGGUGCCCACAUCAUCCUGCCCGGUAACAUCUGCCCCAACGGCAUGGGCCUGCUGGAUGCGUCCACCUCGGACGGCCGCGUCGUCUUCGUGCUUCCCUGGGAGGGCCGCACCCUGGCCGGCACCACCGACAGCCCGUGUGCCAUCGAACGCAGCCCCGAGGCCACCUCCGACGACGUCAAUUUCAUCCUGACGGAGGUCCGCAAGCUCGUCUCGCCCGACGCUCCGCUCUCGCACAAGGACAUCCUGUCCACCUGGUCCGGCAUCCGCCCGCUCGUCAAGAACCCGCACUCCAAGAACACCGAAUCGCUGGUUCGCAGCCACCUUGUGACCGUUUCGCCCUCGGGACUGCUGACCUGCGCCGGUGGCAAGUGGACCACCUACCGCCAGAUGGCCCAGGACGCCGUUGACGACGCCAUCCGUGCCUUCCACCUGACCCCUGCCCGUGGUGUCGCCCUCGAGGCCAUUGGCGCCACCACCACCCCGUUCACGCCCGCCGCCACCACGGGCGCCUGCGUCACCAAGUCCAUUCCCCUGAUCGGUGCCCACGGCUUCUCCCCUGCUCUCCCUGCUCAGCUCGCCGAGGUGUACCCCAGCGUCGACGCCGAUGUCGUGCAGCACCUUGCCGCCAACUACGGCGAUCGCGCCUGGACCAUUCUUGCGUCGGAGUCCGCGGCCGCCUCCCCAUCGCCGCGCCUGAUCCCGUCGUUCCCCAUCACAGAGGCCGAGAUCCGCUACGGUGUUCGUAACGAGUCCGCAUGCACCGCCGUCGACGUCCUCGCCCGCCGUACGCGCCUCGCAUUCGUUGACGUCCAGGCCGCCCGCGAGGCCCUCCCCCGCGUCAUUUCCAUCCUCGGAGACGAGCUCAAGUGGUCCGACGCUGUGCGGGCGCGGGAGUUUGAGCAAUCCGUGGCCUAUCUGAAGAGCAUGGGUCUGGAGCAGGUGCGGGCGGCCAAUGCCGCCUCGGCCUCGCAAACGCAGGCCGUCCAGGAGAGUGUGCGCAAGCCUGCCUCGGCACCGGCUGUCGACUGGGACGUUGAGAAGACGGGCACGAAAGUUGCCGGCACAAUAUAA